CUAUUUAUAUGUCCUGUUUUUUGCUCUCACGUUAGUUGCUACUCUUACCGUACCACAGGUACAUGUAAUUGAUAAAAGGACGUGCUGGUAAAAUACAGGACCUUUCAAAGAAAUAAGACAUGGAAUGUUCCAAGGUUUACGAAUCCGUAAAGGAUCAUUAUGGUAACCUUCAAGAUGACCGGAACAACCAAGUUUGUGUGACCUUAAGUUCAGAGGUCAGCCAAGCGGUGAAGGAUGCACUUGGAGCUAUCCCCGAAGACAUAACUGCCAAAUUUGAUGGAUGCGGACUGGUGGUUCCAGAGAAGGUGGAGGGAAGGAAGAUCUUGGAUUUAGGGAGUGGAUGUGGGCGGGACAGUUUUAUUCUCAGUAAGCUGAUUGGUCCAAAUGGUCAUGUGACUGGGAUUGACAUAACAGAGGAAAUGGUUGCCCUUUCAAACAAAUACAUAGAAUACCACAGAGAAAAAUUUGGAUAUAAAGAGGCUAACACAAACUUUAUACAGGGCUACAUUGAGAAGUUGAGAGAAGCCGGACUGAAGGAAAAUUACUAUGAUAUCAUCAUUUCAAACGGUGUAAUCAACCUCACCCCAGACAAAAAAGCCGUUUUGAAGGAAGCUUACACAGUUUUGAAAGAAGGAGGAGAACUCCACUUCAGUGAUGUUUAUGCUGAUAGAGAGUUGGGUUGUUCAGUCAGAAAUGACAAAGAAUUAUGGAAUGAAUGUUUAUCGGGAACCCUUUAUUGGAAAGAUUUACUUUCUAUAGCAAAAGAAGCAGGUUUCAGUAGACCAUUUCUUGUAUCAGCAACACCCUUUGCAGUGAAUAAGGAAGACUUUAAAAGAAAAUUAGGUGAUGCCCAUUUCGCGUCAGUGACUUAUCGUCUGUUCAAGCUUCCUUCGGAUGCAAAUGUUGCACCGACACAAGUCAUCUACAAAGGAACUAUCCCAGACCACGAGAAUAAAUUCAAAUUUGAUGUUAAAAACGUAUUUAAGAAAGGUGAGGCCGUCACUGUUACAGGACCAGUUGCUGUGGCUCUGAAAUGUUCCCGAUUCUCUGAUGACUUUGUGUUCCAGUCAGUCCCGGAGGACUUAGGAGGAACAUUUGAGGUGGAUUUAGAAAACCCAUUCGACUACAUGGAUAACUAACCCUAGAAUGGUUAGAAUAGACAGUCCUCCUGUUGUGCUGGAACGAUCUUGUGCUGUGGAGAUUACUGAUAACUGAUAAAAAAAACUGGAGUGCUGUUUACUGAGAAAGGAAAAAAAAAAUGAAUGAUUCUCACUGUCUUAUUAUAAUUCACACAAAUAAUACAUACAAAAUAAGGACAAGAUAAGAUUUGCCAUGUUUGCGUGUAAGCUUUAUAUUAAAACAUAAAAUUCUCUUUAAAAAAUGUCAUUAUCUCCAU
Messenger RNA from Saccostrea cuccullata (small rock oyster), 1396 nucleotides. RefSeq names its product arsenite methyltransferase-like. The transcript is spliced from 10 exons. Lineage: Eukaryota; Metazoa; Mollusca; Bivalvia; Ostreida; Ostreidae. Gene Ontology annotation, molecular function: methyltransferase activity. The record is from RefSeq and is a predicted model, not a curated record. Bases 120 to 1139 code for a protein of 339 amino acids.